AUGAACUCAAAACCACAGCUUUAUUCACAGGCUGGGAAAGCAUACAAAAGAAACACGAAGGGCAAGGGAUCAAAACUAGAAACGAUACAACUCGCCAAACAAAAGGUUGGAGUUGUAAGAAAAUUGUGUAAAGCAUGCAACAUCGACUCCAAAGGCUCCCGCUUUUAUCUCAUCACCAGACUGAGGGAGAAGAUGAAGAGCAGGCAGACAUAUGAUAAGGUCUUUCAAAGCAUAUGGGGUGCCUCUGGAGGAUGGUCUGUAAUACUAUGUCCACAUGGCAUUGUAUACAGUGUUAAAUUUAAUCUUCGUGCUGAAAGUCCCCGGGAUUUUGCUGACCUUCUCCUGUCCUGGAAGCACAUGCCAAAUGUCUGUGUUUACGAUUUUGCGAGGGGUUUGGUGGCACACACCAAUUUGCGGGUUCCUGAUAAACUGCCAUUUCAUCCACAUGAAGGUCGACUGGCUGAGCCCACUGAGGAAAAUGUCAAGGCUGCACAGGAUGGAAGCCUGAAAGUGAAUCUUCCAUGGCUACAUGAAAGGAUGGAUAGUGUAAAUGAAAAUCCUCAUCCUGUUACUGGAUCAUCUGACCAUUAUGUCCUGUAUGACAGAUUUCACGAGGGAAAUACAAAAGAUCCCAAGGACAUAUUACACAGAAUUCUGUCAUGGACCGGCUGUGUGGCAGGCAGGAAGUGGACCCAAACGCAAGCUCACGGAAGCAGGAAUAAACUCAAAACACAGCUUUAUUGCUGGACAGAAAAACGGCGAAGCAAACUGAUAAGGAACUACACUGGGAAAUAAUACACUAAUGCACAGAGAAACAUACGGCCAUGAAUGAGGGAGAACGCGACACAGAACUGAGGGAGACGCAGACAUAAAUACACAGAGGGUUAACGAGGGAAGUGGGAAUACACGGGGAACACAGGUGACACUGAUAAUCAUAACGAGACAGGGCAGGAGUGAACACAAUGUGACGCAUACUGACGAGGGACUGCCAAAGUAAAACAGGAAGUGCACAGAGGUUCAGACAGGCGGAGAGAGAGAGGACAGACAUAACGGGCUGGGGAAAAACAUUGAAUGAAACACAAGGAGGGGAAACGAGGGCUCAGAGAUACACAGAAGGGCACACAGGGGGUAAUCAAAUAAGGAACAUUUUGGCAGAACCUAGGAACCAUGGCAUAAUGAAAGAACAAAAGUACAAAAACACAUGAAAACUCAGAAUACUGGGCCAACGUGGCCCAGGACCAUGACAGAAUUCAACUUGUCCCAGAGCUGAAAGGCUGGCUGAACAGUCAAGUUGUUGAACAGUUCUUUGCAAACAUGAGGAAAAGCAAUUACUUUUUAAGUAAUAUGAGUCCAUCCACACAUGUGUUUCUGAUGAGAAAUAUAACUCAUCAUUAUAACACUGUCACCAACAAGAAACUUCUGGAGAGGCAGCUAAGACAUGGUCGACUUGGAAAGAUCAAUAUCUCAUUGUCGGCACUGGGUCAAGCUGUCGUAGCCCCACAGGUGUGCAAUAAACCCAGAGAAACCACAGAAACGGUGUUGAACCCAGCACCUUCAAUGUCUGGUGACACUGAACCUCAGGUAAGAGUUGACAACAAGAAAGCCAAUAGAAGGUCAACAGAUGGAACUUUUCCUGACCUGUGUGGACCACCGUGCGAAGCUCUGACAAAGCCUGAGAACAUUUUGCCCAGCCGUUCAUCAUGGUGUUUUGUACCGCACCCUGGCCAACAACAGCUUCUCAACUACGUUCUGGACAUCAGCAGACCCAAAGAUGAGCUGAUUGUUGAAACGUCUUCUGCAUCACGCGGGCAGAUUUUUGGACACUGGGUUUAAACAAACAAAUGGAAUCAACUAUUGGAAAUGGCUGUUUUGAGCUUAUCACUAAAAUUGUCCAGUCAAAGG
Oreochromis aureus is the source of this 1902-nucleotide messenger RNA. RefSeq lists its product as uncharacterized. Bases 1 to 795 code for a protein of 264 amino acids. The transcript is spliced from 8 exons. The record is from RefSeq and is a predicted model, not a curated record. NCBI's taxonomy places the organism in Eukaryota, Metazoa, Chordata, Actinopteri, Cichliformes, Cichlidae.